GAAGUAAAUUGGAUUCAAGAGUUGCUGAAAAUUGACCAAACAACACUUGAAAAGAUUACAGUGUUUAUAUAGCUUCAAAAAUGACUUUACAGCCAUUUCUUACAUGGAAUUUGCUGCCAUUUCACCUCAGUUCUGUGCAUAUGGUGCCUGCGGGAUUAAGAUCUAAUGUUGCAAAAAUGUUUGUUGUUGGCUACUCUGAUAUGACUCUACUAUUGUUUUAAGGGAAAGAAAAAGUGGUUCUCUCCUAAGCCCUUCCCAGAAUUGCAGUAGAUGGUCUUAACUGAGUCUAAGCUUCACAAUUACGUUGUUUUUUCCCUCCAUGUCUUUUUUCCAUUUUUAUUGCUACAUUUUCUCCUCUCAGACCAUGUGCUUUUCUCUUGGAAGUUUCAUAAAAACAUAUACAGAGGGUAAGAGAGUGUCCAUCUCUACAGUAACUAUUUAUCCCCUAUGUAGAAGCAUCUCCCUUGGUACAGAGCAUUUAAUCCAUACAGUUCAAGAUGUGAAUUAUCUGUUACCAAGGUUUCUUCUAAAGCAAAUCAGAGACGUUUAAUUAGAAGACAUAACUGGUAAUAUGCUUUUAUUAAUUACUUUUUAAUCAGGACUAAUACCUUUAACAUUACAGUGCCGAAGUUGCCUGAGGGAAAAGAUGGCUAUUGCAAAUCACAUUAAAUAUGUGGAUAUGUCUGUAUCAUGCUAAGUCGUUUAAGAAUUUCAGUAUCACUUUUAUUUUGAAGUAUAGAGAUUGUGUUAUAAAUAAUGCAUACAGAUGCACAAAGGAGUAUGCUUCUAGACAUCGUGCUGCUAUAAUGUCUUUGUGACGCUUCUUUUCCUCUUUUCCUGUGCUACAGGCAUCAAUCAGAACUCACAAUACUGUCUUCAUCCUUGUCAGUGUACUCCUUAGAAAAGGGUAUUAAGCAUCACCUGAGGAUGCUAUCAGAGUGCAGACUGACCUGAGAGCAGUAAAAGAGAGUGGUCUUUGACUUUUAACACGUCACUGGAAAACAAUGUGAAGUUACUUUAGCUUGUGUUUGUGUGUGCAUGCAUGUGCACCAAUGCCACAAUUUAAGAGUAUUCAAGGGUUAGAUAUUACAAUCCCUUUACUUCAUCAGAGAUCUUGACAUUUGAAUAUCCAGCAAUAUAAAUGUCAAUAAUAUUUGUUCAGCUGAUUUUUCAGUACUUUGACUGGACUUUUGCUGUGAAUGCCCAGCGAGAUUUGUUUUACAGGCAGUGUUAUUUUUAAUAUAGGUUUUAUUUUUAUAUUUAGACACAAAUUAAUAGUGAAUCUGAAUUUAUCCUAUUAAAAAUCCAGCUUCUAGUGAUAGCAAUAUACUAAUGUCUGUUGUGAGCAUAGCACUUAGCUGAGCUCAAUGCUCAUUAGUGCUCUAUGCAUUAGUUGUGUAUACCUUUCAGCACUGUCUCAUAAAGACACAGAAUGGCAACUCUAAACGUUUAUUCAUUUGCCAACACGGGUCUAAUGUUAGUACUGACUUCUUUCCUGAUUUGGUCUUCUCCUUAUGAUCUCAGAUCUGUAACUAUUUCAGCUGACACUUGAUAUUAAAACUAUUUGGCAUAAAUGCUCUGACCCGUCUCAGCUCUGUACACAACAGUACCUGUGCCAAACACUCAUUUUACUGACUACAAUGUUUUCCAGGACUUCUAAUUUUCCAAGACCCUGUUCUGAACACACUUCUGCUUCCAUUUUCUCCCUUUUUUUUAAGUGUAAGUGCCAUAUAUAUCUUGGAGCGUAGGUGGCCCAACUGAUCCCUUUGAAGGGAACUAUCAGCAGAAAGGCCAGUGAACUCACUGAACUUUUAGACAUAUUUUAGCAAUUAUCUUGUGGCUUCAGCAGAGGAAAGAAACAUCAAAAAGGCCUGGGAGACACAGAAACUCAGACAUAUUUCCCAAAACGCUGUUGAAGUCCUUGCAGCUGUUUGUGCUGAGGAGAAUCGAAGGCUUUCAUUGCUCGCUCUGGUCCGUGUCAAGCAAAACUCCAUGCAGAUUCUACUGCUGACCUUUCUCGUGCCAAGCAAAACUGUUAAGUAUGCUGAGAGAGAACGUGAUCGCAGCGAAUGCCGCGGUUAAUACUCAGUGGUUAAUGCUCAGCGCCCACCGCUGCGGAUCAGCCCGGCGCUGGCCGCGCUCCGAUCUCAUACCGCUUGUCAUUUGCUUGAAUUGCAGUGACAUCUGGUGGCACGCUGAGCGCUUUCUGUACAGCUGUUCUGCCAUUUAUAGCUCCCAUUUGCUUUCCUUCCCUUUUUAGAAAACCGGUGGGAUGAGUAUUUUAUUUACACGGUGCAGGGUUGCCUGAUGUGAGGCGCGGUUUUCCCACGCGGGGCGAUGCGGGAUCAGGUCACAGGUCUGUAAAUCUGUACUGUGCUCUGACGGUAAUGAAAAUGUUUUUGAAUUAAGCGCUUGAGUGAAUUACAUCGGUUUAUCGAACUCCAUCGUGCUGGCUCGUUUGCAUUACACGCUGACAUCACUGUUCUAAACGAGGGACGGCGGAACAUUAGAGGUGCUCGCAGCGCACUUUGUAAGGCGGGACGUGACAGCGCGCAACGCACGGCUUUCCUCGGAGGGCGCUGCCCUGCCCACACACACGUUUCCCGCCGGCCGAUGCGCUCACAGCCCGGCGCGAGCCGCACAUGCGCGCCAGCGCGCUCUGGCAGCCUGCAGCCAACGAGCGCCGCCCGGCGGAAAGUGCGCAUGCCCGAGGAAGGCGGAAGAGUCUUUCACGGUGAGAGGAAUCCUCCUCCCGCUUACACCUCCGACGACGAUUGACUGCACGGGUCCACCAUCUCGGGCUGUGAUUGGCUGGAAGUCAGUGGGUCUGGGUGUGAUUGGCCGGCGGGAAGUGGCGGUUUUUUUCUCUCGGCGGCGGUGAGGUGAGGGCCGCCAUGUUGGAGGUUCUGCUGCUACUUGGAGCUGGGGGGCGUUCUUUUCUCAGUAUCGAGGCCCUGAGGACGUGCCAGUAACUGCGGGUGUUCGGGUGGUGGAGGUGCCCCUUGUACAUCGAGAAAGAAGCACCUGGAGUGGUGGUUAUAUCGAAUUCUCUGGCUAGACAGGAGAUGAGAGAAUUGUGAGCUCAUCAGUUGCCAAAAUGGCAGCCAGGAGGGAGAUACAGCAGUUUGAAAAGAUAAUUGAUGAAGUUACAAGGAAAAAAAUUUUGAAUUGUUAGAACAAUACCUGGAAAGAGAAGACUGUGAAAAUAUCUCUUACAAAUGCAGCAAACAGUUUGUCAACAAGUUAGACAAGCUUCUGUGUCAGGAACUUGACAAACAAGAAAUCCAAAGUGUUUCAACUUUACUAAAUUCUCUUUGGAAAUGUGGGGAAAAAAUCAGCAUAGCAGGCGACAAUGGACUCCCAGCAAUGAUAAAAUGUGGCCUUAUUGGAAAGAUGGUUAAUUGGUAUGAAAAGUUAAAAGGAAUUUUGAUUCUCAGAGGAAAUGAAAAGAACAAAAUUGUUACAAGUCUGGCUGAAGAUUUCUUCAACAUACUACUGACUGUAUAUGACAGCAGACCUGAAGGUAAAAUGGAAAUGCUAGAAAACUUUGUUUUAAGAACAUGUACCAUCAUAACUGAUACAAGAAUUAAUAUUUAUGUCCAACAAGAGGUAGUAAGAAAACUUAAUUUAAUGCUUGACAGCAUGCCUCGAGAUGCCAGGAAAAAGAUAUUUUCUACAAAGGAGAUGUUGCGUGUCGUGAGUGACAUGGGUAGGAGAAUUUUGGAUGCUGGAGACUAUGACCUGCAAGUAGCCAUCACAGAAGCUCUAUGCAGAAUGAUACCAGAGAAACAAAGAAGAGAACUGGCAUGCCAAUGGUUUUCCAUGGAGUUUGUGUCCAAUGCAUUUAAAGGAAUUAAAGAUUCUGAGUUUGAAACAGAUUGCAGAAAAUUUCUUAACCAGGUGAAUGGCAUGCUUGGAGAUAAAAGAAGGGUUUUUACAUAUCCAUGUUUAUCAGCAGCUCUUGAUAAAUAUGAGCUACAGCUCCCAUUGGAUGAAAAUCUUGAAGAAUUUUGGAUUGAUUUCAAUAUCGGUAGUAGAAGUAUAUCUUUCUACGUGGCAGCAGAUAAUGCAGAUCAGCAAUGGGAAACAGUCAUUAUACCAGAGGAAGAGGUAGACCUAUACAACCUUGAAGAGAAAGAUUCAAAGAAAUUAUUAACAAUAGAUCUAAAAAGCCCAAUGAAUGUGGGUAAUCAAGAAGGAGAGAAAUUUUUUUUAUAUUUUGAUUCUAUCUUGGAAAUCGAAGAUGUAGCCAGAAAGAUUUAUGGGUUAAAUAAAUGUAAGGAAUUUAGUAAGAAGCAGUCUAUGUCAGUUGCUAAAACAACAGUGCAUAUCAUCUUUGAUGAAAGUGGAUCACAGGUUCUGGUGCCAGAAAGUCAGUUGUCACCAUGUUUGGAAGAAAAAUAUGAAGAUGACAAAUUCAGUAAGUCCAAAGCACAGCAACUUCCUGGAAGUCAGAGGUCUUUGAAUAAAAACAACCAAGAUAAAUGCAAAGAUGGUUCCUACAAGAUCACCACAUCUUGUAAAAGGAAAGUGUCUGAAGCAUCAGUGCUUAUUCCUGCAACUGCAAGAUUUUCCACACGGAGUCCACUGGUAUUUCUUAGUACGUGUAAGUUUACAGCCACUCCUUCUAAAGAACGAUGUAAGUUACCUUUGAAAAUGAUGAGCUCUGUUGAAAGAUCUAACAGUAAUGCAGUAAAUGGAACCAGAACUAAAAAUUUAUAUCAGGAGCUUACUGAAAAUGGGCAAAUAUGUACAUCAGAUAAUGAAUUUUGUGAAACAGAGCAGAAUACCAGGAAAUCAAAAAUCAGAGAAGAGGCAGAACUACCAGAAAAGCACACACUCCCUACAGUAGAAGUUUUAAAAUUUUUACCAGAAGCAGAAAAUGGAACCACUGAAAAGCAAACUUUAGACGAUGCAUUAGAUAUUGUUCCUGACUCCCAGCGAGCAGGGAGAAGCAACAAACAUCUACUGCCUGGUCAUUUGAAAAGUUCUUCUGAUAAGAAAAGAACGAGGAAAAAAAGAAUGUGUUCUGUCCCUGAGAAAAAUAUAGCAACUUGCGACAGACAAAAGCUAGAUCUGUCAUUGGAACAAGCAUCUCACACAGCUCCCAUUCCUAGUGAAAGAGCUGUGAAACAUAAAGCUCUUUGUUCAGUUUUUGGAAGUGCUUCUCCAGAUAAACAAAUAAAUAAAAGAAAACAACCAAAAAAUGGAACUGAAAUCAGAAAGGAAGAAAACUGCAAAGUACUGAGUGUGCCGGAAACAUCUUUGCAUUCUGAUUUUACAAAACACAACAAUACUAAAGAGGAAGCUGAUGUUCUCUCAAGAAAGGAGACUGCAGAUCAUGAAAAGUCAAAAAUGAAAAUAAAAUCUAAAGAAAUCACAGAUGCAACAAAAUCACUAAUUAGUAAAAUCAGUGACAGAUAUAAAGAUGAGAAGAGCAAAACAAGAGACUCUUUGGUUUUCAACAGAUUGUGUCCAAAUAAAUCCUGUUUCACUGUCAGUAAGGAAAAUAUUCAGAAUAGAAAUUUGAAAACUACUACUAGUCUUGAUACGGCUGCUGAUCAUAGUGUGUAUGAUGUCUACAACUUCAACGUCAGUGUGUUUAACGAGCCUACAAUAAAAGUUGGAAUCCAAGACUGCUGUGUUACGGAAGCAAACACUCAUACAGAUCCAAACAAAAAAGAGAACCCAGGUGAAAGUAAAACUAGCUCUGAAAUGAACGCAGGAAAAAAAAUGAGAUACAAUCAAAGCAAAAAGCAUCUUUUCAGUGAUACAGACACAGAAUAUAGAGGAGAUGACAGCAAGACAGACAUCAGCUGGCUACAAAAAUCCAAAGCACCAUCUAAGCCACAGAUAAUUGAUUACAGUAGAGAUAAAAACUUAGGGAAAUCAAAAAGAAAAGGCAAAAAUAAGUUCUCUGAACUCCCUUGCUGGAUGGAUACGCCCAAAGGCAAAACAGCGAAAAAGAAAAAGCUAACUGAAUGUAAAAAACAAAGUUCAGUAAUUGAUGAAAUGAUGGAACAAACCACCAGACCAAAACGACCUCAAAGAGCAGUGCAACCAAAAAAUUACAAAGAUCCUUCCAGUUCAGAGUCGGGAAGUGAAUUUUCAGCAUGUACCUAUAAGAGGGAAAAAUCAAAAGUACAGAAAUGUGUGAAUGAGAAAAACAAAGAUGGUAAUCAUCAGAAGGAUCUCCAGAAUUUGGUGGAACCAAGGACAGUAGCAAACUGUGUAAAUAAAGCAUUUAUUAAAUCAAAGAACUCUACAGAACAAAAGGAAAUUGAAAUGUCUUCACCUGAGAGUCUUGCAUCUCGAGAGACAAUGCGAUGUGCUGAGAGAAUAUCAGAGGGAUGCGUUACUCAAGACCAUACUUCUACUGAGGGGUCACCUGGUCUUCAGAAGUCAACACCAGAAAAAAAUGAAACAGUAAACUUUGAGGAAGGAAUCUCUCCAAAUAAUCUCUGUCUACAAAAGAAGAAUACUCAAAAUAUGCAUCUAAACCAGUCUCCUGAAAUGACUGUUAAAAAGUUAAUAUUUGAAAAGAAAAGUUUUUCACCAGUUCUACCUGCUUCAUAUUUGCUCAACUCAACUUCAGUAACCCCACAUAAAGCAUACUGUGGAAAAAACCCAGAGGGAUCUGUGUCUGAAACAUGUGAUGCUGAUGAAAAUUUAAGUUUUAGACAUGGCUUUUCAGACAAACUUUCUAUUGAAGGAAAACAAGACAUUACUAAACCUGUCAUAAAAAAGAAAGGAGAGGAAUUAUCUCCAGUAUCUGUGUCCAGUGGAAGUGAAGUACAAUCUUGGAGUCAAGAACCUUAUGGCCCUACACAUGAGUCAGGGCCGACUUCACAUGUAUUUCUCAAACGAAAGUAUCAGCGUGAUACAGAAAGCCAUUCUAAUGAAGUAGAAACAAGCAAAGAGGAGGAAAAGAAAAGAAGCAGAAGAAUAAAGUUACAGCCUAGGAAGUUAUUUAAAACAGAUGAAGCUGUUACUUACGGAGCGUAUGAAAAUUUGUCCACUUUAUCUGUAAGUGAUCCAGCUGCUUUGGAUGUGGACAUCUGGGAACCUGGUUGUUCAACUAUCGAUAUAUGUCAGAAGCUCCGAAAAGAAUAUACUAAGAAAAUUGAGAGCCGUUCACGGAAAAUGGAGCAUUUUGCAAAGCAAUCAUUAAGAGCUGCCAACCAGCAUUUGACAACAAUGAAUCAACAGCUUCUUGAAUGCAGGCUCAAGCAGCUGGACAGAUUUCAUAUUGUUAUUCUUCAGGAAAUUGAGAAUUUUGAGAAAGAUUCUCAGUCCCUGAAUAACAUGGAGAAAGAAUUACAGACUUUUUGGAAAAAACAUAAGCAUACUUUAAGUACGUUCAUGAAAAAUGAGCAACAGAGGCUGCAGAUCCUUAAAACAUCCUUUGAGAAGAGCAUCCACCAUUGUGUUGACUAUGAAGAAAAUAUUUUUACUUCAGAGGUGCAUCUGAUGAAAGAAGACAUGAAAGGACUCCAAGAGAAAUUUCUUAAAGAAAUGCAAGAAGAGGAACUGAUUAAUGUUCGCAGAGGAUUGCAGACAUUAUUUCUAGCAGAAGAUGGAAAAUUCUGAAGUAGUACUUCCAUGUACUUUCCUGAAAUUCAAGCUCAAUAUACUCAUUUUUUAAUAUAAAAUUUGACUUUUUUUUUACUUAAGGAAACUAUUGUAAUGAAAGCAUAUUUUCCUUAAUAAAAUUGAAGUCUUUUUACUCCGACUUCUCUAUGAGACUUAUCCCAUUAUUAGAAAAAUUUGGGAUUUUACUGAAUCUACUAAAACACAAUACAUAAUUUUUUUUAUUUUAUUUUUUAGCUAAUGCUGGUUCUGAGGAAGUCUUUAAUAACAUUUUUCAUAGGUUAUUUAACUGAAUUUUUAGAGAAAUCGCUUCAAAUUUCACUUCAAAUCUAUCUCUUGGGUCGUUGUGUACAGAAUACCACUUUUCAUCUUUUUUUUGAUCCAGACUACAAUAAGAAAUUAUUUAAAGAUCCAGUCUCAUGUGCUAAUUUAAUGCUAUUCAUUUGUGGCAUUAUACUUCAGUAAGAGUUUCUAACAGAAAACAACUGUAAAAUUUUAUGGUUGAACUAUAUUGCAAAUAUUUAUAUUAAAUAUUUCAUGAAAAAUGCAGUGUGUGUCUUGUUUUUACUUCAUUUCCAGAGAGAAAAAUGACACGAUUCAAAAUUCAGUGUUAAGGUAAAAGUUAAAGUAGAAAACUCUUUGACAGUUCACCAAAGAAAAUGAGAAAUCUUACUGAUUUCUAAAUUCCCUGUGGUAACUAAUACAAGACAGUCUUUAUUUCUAAGGAUUAAGGAAAGUCCAUAGUCAUAUAUAGUAGCUUCAACUCAGCAAUUUUGAAAGUUAGCCUUACUCGCCUUGAGCAAGGGAUUUGACUCCGUGACCUUCAGAAAGGUUCUUCCCAGCUUAAAUUAAUCUAUGACCUUACAUGAAAAUGUUUACUUUUAUCUUUAUUAAAAAUACCCUCUUUAUAAAGCAACUUCUUAGAUCAGAAAUGGCUGUGAGACAUUUCCAUGCUACAUGCACUGAGAGUAGAAUGGCCAGUUUAGUGCUCUGACACCAUGGAGUGGAAGUAGCUUAUUGUGAACAUAUAGUUUUAAAUGAAAAAUAUUUCUUAUAAAUUAAACUUUAAACAUAUGAGUCUGUAUUCUGCCAGGGAAGAAUUGAAAUAGAAAAUAAUUUAGUCUAUUCAUUCCAUCUAUGUAACUACAGUGCACACUUCUAAUUUUUGACCUUCUUUUUUUUUAAGCCUGCAAUCAUUGCCAUCCCCACUAGAUGGACCUCAUGAGAUGCAGAAUUUUUUACUGAGCAGUGUUUUAAGUAUUUUCUCUUAAAUAUACGGUGUUUUUAGAAUUACACCUUACAGCCCAAAUUAUUUUUUUUUACACUGCACACAAAUUGGAGAAAAUAAUGUUAUUUUUAGUAAGAACCUCGGUUGAAAUAGAAGUAUGAAAUUGUACUACCCAUCUUCUAGUCUUUACUGAACCCCAUUAACUUCUAAAAACAUUGAGCAAAUACAAUCAAAUUCAACAAAGGUACAAAUAUAAAGCAUCAUGAUGAAGUAUUCACAAAAGCACUACUUGUCUUUUAGUCUGUGGCUUGGAAAAUCCAAGGUCAUUCAAAGCAGACAACUAAAAUGACAGAAACUGUGUGCUGGAGGACUGUUUCUUUUUUAAUUUGGGUAAAGAUCAGCACAGGGAAAGUGGCCUCCUUGGGCUAAGCAUACCUUCAGAGAAGAGCAUCUUAAGUUCUAACAGAAGCAAAUGCACUAUAGUGCAUGCAGCCUCCAAACAACUUGCUACAUUUGCCCAUCAGUAGACUAGAGUGACAUUGGUCAGCUGACAGUGAUGUGUGUGGCUCUGAAGUAGUCAUGAUUUUAUGUCUCUUACCAGAGCGAAGCAGAAAGAAGGUUAGGAUGCUUGUGAUGGAUGGACAGCUGAGGGUGUGGGGAAGAACCUUGAGCAUGUUGCUGCAUAACUACAAGAUAGCUAAGUAGUAAUAAGUAGGAAUUAGUAAUACAGCUCAUAGGCACUGUUUGGAAUUUAAAAAAAAAAAAAACAAAAAAACCUAAGAUACCCUUAAAAUAUUUACUGUAUUUUUUAGGCAUCCUUUGAAUGUAUGUUACACGUUGUUAUCAGUGAAGGUCUGCGCUGUCUGCACCGGUGCUAAACAGGCAUGUCACUUUCAUGGACUGUUGGUUAAGUCUGUAGUUAACAGUUCCUAAGCUAAACGAUGUGGUUCUGCCUAUGAAACACUUCACACCUUCCUUCUUACCCUUUUUUGUACAUUACUCCUGGAAUAUAACUAGCAAUAAAUACUGCAUUAAUAAAAAAUUGUUGAUAAAUAUAAUGAACAGUAUGUUAAAAGGUCAUUUACAUAUUUCUG
Messenger RNA from Meleagris gallopavo (turkey), 9912 nucleotides. Lineage: Eukaryota; Metazoa; Chordata; Aves; Galliformes; Phasianidae. The record is from RefSeq and is a predicted model, not a curated record.